UCCCACUGUUGCUCUGUUUCCCAGGCCUUUCUUUGAAGGAAUGUCCCAGUCCAGUUCCCAGACAGAAAUUGGAAGCCUGAACAGUAAAGGAAGCCUUGGCAAGGACGCCACCAGCCCGAUCGAAGCCUCCUCCGGGGACAAACUCAAACAGAAUCGGACCAAAAACAUGGAUGACAACAUCAACGAAACGGACAUCCUGGAAGGGAACGAGCAGGACGCUUACGGGGACCUAUCCAACACCUUAAUUAUCCCCGAAAAAGUCAAGACGCCGAUGAAAACGAACAAGGGGGAACUUCAAAGCAUGGCCUCACCUAGCAAAAUGGACAGCGCCGUGCACACCCCGCGUCAGAAACGCAGCACCCCGCUCAAGGAACGUCAACUUUCCAAGCCGCUGAGUGAAAGGACCAACAGCUCGGACAGCGAAAGGUCCCCGGAUUUAUGUCACAGUACGCAG
This is a messenger RNA of Notechis scutatus (mainland tiger snake), 454 nucleotides long. The record is from RefSeq and is a predicted model, not a curated record. NCBI's taxonomy places the organism in Eukaryota, Metazoa, Chordata, Lepidosauria, Squamata, Elapidae.